This is a messenger RNA of Prorocentrum cordatum, 645 nucleotides long. The record is from the annotation of a GenBank genome assembly. NCBI's taxonomy places the organism in Eukaryota, Dinophyceae, Prorocentrales, Prorocentraceae.
GAACGUGGAGGCGGCGCCAUGGUUCGACGUGCGGUGGCCCGGCGCUCUGCCGCGCCCGGCGACCUCCUCGGAUGCCUCACGGCCAAAGCAGCCCUGCAGCUUGGAUUCCAGCAGGUGACUGUGGCGUGGUCGCCGUCGCCAGCCCACGAGGAUGCGACAUGGCCCCUGGAGGUCACCUUCGAUGGCGGCUCGCGGCGGUUCGACGGCGAGGAAGCGAGCGGAGCGGGCGCCAUCCUCUGGCGCCACCGCCUCGCCGGAGGCGCCCCUACCAGAGUGGCGGAGGUGGUAGUGGCACUUCCAGCCGGACCUGGCUCGCAACCCGCGGAGGCCGUCGGAUGUCGCCACGGCCUCGGCCUGCUGCGGGGCCUGGCCUUGCCCUUCCGCCGCGCCCGCGUGGCCGGCGACAACACGGCGGCGAUCCGCUACGGCGCCGGCACUGGCCGGUUUCGGCGGCUGGAGCUCCAGGCCGAGAUCGAGGAGGGCUUGGCGCCUCUUGCGGCCGAGGGCUGGGUUCUCGAGUUCCAGGCCGUCCGCCGCAGACUCAACAGCGGCGCCGACGCCCUCGCCACGGAGGGCGUCGAGUGGGCCGCGGAGCUCCGCGCGCAGGGCGACUUGCGGGUGCAGUCGCGCACCAGGUGGCUGUAG